GAAACCAUAACACUCAACCAGUCGACCACCACUUUUCUCAACAUUCUUACCUUCUGAUCUGAGAACAAAUUCAAUGGCUGCUUCCACCAUGGCUCUCUCCUCCCCUUUCGCCGGACAAGCAGUGAAAACAGCUCCCUCUGGAUCCGAGCUUUUAGGAAACGGGCGGGUUUCAAUGAGGAAAACCACAUCUGCAAAGAAGGUUGCACCAUCAGGAAGUCCAUGGUACGGACCCGACCGAGUCAAGUACCUAGGCCCGUUCUCCGGUGAAGCCCCAUCAUAUCUCACCGGUGAAUUCCCCGGUGACUAUGGCUGGGAUACCGCCGGACUUUCAGCUGACCCAGAAACAUUCUCAAAAAACCGUGAGCUUGAAGUCAUCCACUGCAGGUGGGCCAUGCUCGGAGCUCUUGGGUGCGUCUUCCCAGAGCUCUUGGCUCGUAAUGGUGUGAAAUUCGGUGAGGCUGUUUGGUUCAAGGCAGGAUCACAGAUCUUCAGUGAAGGUGGGCUUGAUUACUUGGGAAACCCUAGUUUGAUCCAUGCUCAGAGUAUUCUAGCCAUCUGGGCAACCCAAGUGAUCUUGAUGGGUGCGGUUGAAGGUUACAGAAUUGCAGGUGGACCCUUGGGUGAGGUUGUUGACCCGCUUUACCCUGGUGGUAGCUUUGACCCGUUAGGGCUUGCUGAUGAUCCAGAGGCUUUUGCUGAGUUGAAGGUGAAGGAGAUCAAGAAUGGAAGACUUGCUAUGUUCUCCAUGUUUGGCUUCUUUGUUCAAGCCAUUGUUACAGGAAAGGGACCAUUGGAGAACCUUGCUGACCACCUUGCUGAUCCCGUUGCCAACAAUGCUUGGUCUUAUGCCACAAACUUUGUACCCGGAAAGUGAAUGUAAUGAAAUUUUUAUGUAAAUUAAUUAAUUAAUAUAUGGUUUUAGUGGGCAUCA
Molecule: messenger RNA, 931 nt
Organism: Lactuca sativa (garden lettuce)
Lineage: Eukaryota; Viridiplantae; Streptophyta; Magnoliopsida; Asterales; Asteraceae
Product: chlorophyll a-b binding protein 16, chloroplastic
Biological process (GO): photosynthesis, light harvesting
Cellular component (GO): membrane
Source: RefSeq, a predicted model, not a curated record